Messenger RNA from Opisthorchis viverrini, 2778 nucleotides. RefSeq lists its product as hypothetical. Gene Ontology annotation, molecular function: calcium ion binding. The annotation marks the transcript as partial. The record is from RefSeq and is a predicted model, not a curated record. The transcript is spliced from 10 exons. Gene Ontology annotation, biological process: heterophilic cell-cell adhesion; cell communication; establishment or maintenance of epithelial cell apical/basal polarity. Lineage: Eukaryota; Metazoa; Platyhelminthes; Trematoda; Opisthorchiida; Opisthorchiidae. Gene Ontology annotation, cellular component: protein-containing complex; plasma membrane.
GACUUUGUUAGCCGCAGUCAACUGGACUUACAAAUCCACUCGGUCUCACUACCGACCGUUGUUCCUUUUGAACAACACUCAGAAAGGCAAUCCAACUGUUGUAUUGUGGCUGACAAGACAGCGGAAGCAAACGUACCCGCCUGCAAAGUCAGCUGCCGUAUUGUUCUUGGAGUGUGCUUGUCCGAGAACAGACCAAUAGCCCAACAUGUUCCGAAUCGUCUACCAACCGCAAGGCAACCGAACCAGUCGGGGUUCUCGACUGCGGUGGAUCAAUGGAGACGGACACGAUAUCGGGCAGUUGAUGUGGUUCUACUACCGAGUGAGUGCGAGCCAGGCGAAGAUCAUAUACGAACGGAUGUUUCUGUUGGCAGCUUUCAUCGCGAUAAAACGACAGAUGAGGGGAUCAAGACUUAUCAAAUCCGUAUUGUAACUGUACCGUUGCACAAAAUCACGUUGACGAUUACGGUGUAUCACCAAAGGACCGAUGAUGAACUGAUACCGAUCGAUCGUCUUCAAAAGACGUUUGAAAGAUUUCCUGUUGGAAAAACUUGGUCGACGAUUGACAUGGUUGCAACUGCUGUGGAAAGCAACCAAACAAAAGCGGAGCAGUCGGACGACAUAUCUGAGCAUUUGCCCAAAGAAUCCAUCAAUCGUAGACCCUCGUCAACCGGCACUGUACACAGUCUUCAAAUACGCUAUCGGUACAGCUGCCGCCGAAAUUACUAUGGGCCAUCUUGUAAUCACUUCUGCGCCCCGAGAGAUUCAGCGCUUGGUCACUAUAACUGUCAUCCACAAACCGGCGCAAUCAUAUGUCAUCCAGGUUGGACUGGAACAUGGUGCAACGUAGCCAUGUGCCCCGCUGGUUGCGUGCACGGAGUCUGCGAAGAGCCCAACAUAUGCACCUGCUCAGAUGGAUGGAGCGGUCCUACGUGUGAUGUCUGCAUUCCUACACCCGGUUGCAAGCACGGUCAGUGCAAAUUCAAUGUGGACCACGCUGAUUUCGAACCAUACACAUGUCAGUGUAGUGUGGACUGGACGGGAAUGCUCUGCACUAUAAAUACAAACGCCUGCUCACUCACUCCAGACAUAUGCCAGAAUGGUGGGACGUGUUUAAACACCCCGGAUGAGUCCGGAUCAAAACCACUUUAUGUGUGUAUGUGCCGAGAAGGCUAUCGUGGCACUCACUGCGAGCAGCAUAUACCUGGAUGUGCCUACCAUGGGUGCAGUGGAGCUGGAAGAUGUCAGCCCGACGGUCAGUGUGACUGUCACGAGGGGCACUACGGUUCUCAAUGCCAAUUCAACCAAACUGACUGCAACCAGAAUCCAUGUAUGGGAGAACUGUCUGAAUGUAUACCCACCGCGAGAUUCGUUCAAGACAAACACGACCUCAGAACCCCGAUGGGGCUUCAACCAUCAGGUCAACCGAGGGGUUUCAAGUGUCUCUGUGAACCAGGACGUUAUGGAGGCAACUGCGAACAGGAGCUGAACGCUUGUGAAAGAGAACAAUGCUUUAAUGGUGGGCGUUGCGUCAGUAUGCGUCACGGUUAUCAAUGCAUCUGUCCACCAAGGUUCACCGGAAAGCAUUGUCAAAUACCUGUGCAAUCAUGCCAAGAAAUAUCAUGUGCGAAUAAUGGCGAGUGUCUCGAAGGGGGAGUGCAUUUCAGUUGCCACUGUCCUUUCGGCUGGACUGGCCCAACUUGCCGACAGAACGUGAACGAGUGUGCCGAAAUACCACGACUCACGGGACAAGCACUGUGUGAACACGGAGCCGGUUGUAGAGAUUUGCCUGGGACUUACCAAUGUCUAUGCCCAGCAGGAUGGACCGGGAAGCAUUGUGAAAUCCCCCAAGAACCGGCGCAGUGUUUUUCCGGACAGAACUGUACCCGAACAACGCAACAUUUGCGCAACGUUACGCAGUCACAACAAUCGACCACUCACGUGGUAACCCUUUUCACAAUCGUCACCAUUACAGUUCCUAUCACAAUCGCUGCAUCUCUAUGUGGACUUGUGCUCCUGAUAUCAAAUUAUAGGUCACGUGUUAAAGGAAAUCGAUACGUGACCAUCAAUUGCGAUAAUCACGGCUUCAAACCAAACAAUUCCUACGGCCCUUCGGAACAGGAUACGCAUUAUAGGAAUGUGUUCCCAGCCAAUCAGUCGCACGGCUCAUCAACGGAUGUGUCAGACAUGGUUACUUGUAAAAAGAAUAGUAGUAUAGUAAGCAUUAUAUCGGACAGAACAAGCGACAUGACUGACCCGCUUGACCAUUUACCCCAUUCUAAACAAAAAUCAAUAAUCACACAAAAGCAAUUGAAGUUCAGCCCGGAAGUCUUGACAUUACAAACGGCCCAAUUACAUUUCGAUUCACAACCCACUUACGCUGUUUGCGAAAAUCUUAUAUCGGAUGAACAUUUUAUGACAAAACUGUACGCUAGAUCAUCUCCCCCGCCACCGUACGAACCCGCAGCAAUAAUUUUGUCUUCCAAACGUGGCCAACGCUCACGUGAGGAAUCACCAUGUGAACAUGAAUUAUUCAACGUUGUCACGCUAUCUCCGAAAAAGCCUCAAUUCCCGAAGCCAGCUGAACGCCAGUCAGCUGACUGCUACAACACGAGGGUCGGUGUAACACCCCUUCAGUGCCCAGUUGCCAUUCCGUCUGAAGGGAGCACGAGGACUGAGAUACUGCCAGGUUGCCUAAACCUAGACAAGAGCAAUCGAAAUUCCGCGGCUGGGUUUGAACCACAAACCUUCCGGUCGGUGAGUUCACGCCUUAACCACUGA